UAUCUCCUGUUGUUUUCCCGGGGUGGACACAGCGCCGGUACGAGACCAGGAUGCGACAGUGUGUCUCAGGUGUCUUUCCCACGUCAGGCAGUCUGGGAGGCUGAUGUGAAGGUGGUUAAAGGAGUAGGAGGAGGGAGCUCGUCCAGGGAGCUGCUGGGACAGACGGGUGGACUGCUGCUAAGUGACUCCCUCUUCUCUAAAGAACUAGAAAACAUGGGAAAACACCUCGCUGAGGUGGAGAAGGACCUGGCCAAGCUGGCAGAGCAGGGGAAACUAGCCCAGCGGAGCCCCAACAGCCCCCACAGUAGUCUGCUCCUCACCCCUCUGUUCCACACCUCCCUCCCGGGGGGAACCCUCCCCAACACUCUACCCUUACCAGGCCAGACCUCCAGACCACCCUCCAGACCCCAGUCCCCCAUCCUCAGCGCCCGCUCAGCCAAGCCCAGCUCCAUAGGCUACCCCCUGGUCAGCCCCAAACUUAGCCCUCUGCUCACCCGGAAACCAACCUCCCUCACCAUGACGACUGGUCACAGAACUCAUUCUCCCAGCAACCCCGGCAGCAGAACUACAACUCCUAGAACCCCCAGCAGCAGGCCCAUGACCCCCAACAGCCUGCUGACCUCCAGGUCGGCCAUGACGGCCGUGACCCCAGGUGUUGGAGGUCACGGGGGUCAUAAGGAGGUGACGUUCAGGAGGUCGAGGAGCAGACCGGUGACCCCUACCAGUCAACCGACCCGACCCAGGCCCCUGCUCACCCCUCCUGGGCUGAGUACGACAGAUAGUCUGGGCAAGGCCUCCAGCCUCAGGGCCUAUCUGUCAGAGGAUGAGUUCUACCAGCAGCUGCAGGCCAUCAGACAGCCAUGGCACAUUCCCAGUGACACAGAGAGUGACCUUCUGGAACCACCUGAGCAGGACAAGUGUGGGGUACGAGAUGCCAAUAAGAGAUCAGUGUUCUCAGGUGAGCACCUAAACCCAAAGGUACUAGUCUGUCACAAUCAAUCAUAAUCACACCAAUAAGAUAACCCAAUCAACUG
Molecule: messenger RNA, 1034 nt
Organism: Salvelinus sp. IW2-2015
Lineage: Eukaryota; Metazoa; Chordata; Actinopteri; Salmoniformes; Salmonidae
Source: RefSeq, a predicted model, not a curated record